UCUACGUUAAGAUUCCAAAAUCCACAUUUCUAACUUUCAUCCAAAUAUUAAUGUUUUCUUUUACGUAACACCACAAAUACACUCCACAAAAAGAAGUCUCCACGAGCCACCAGCAACUAAUUAACUUUAGCAAUUAAUCUUAAGUUCGGUAAUAAAUAAUAAUGCAGCAUCAGAAGUUACAAUUAGAAAAGCCUGAAACGUUUCCUUCCACUACUCGGUGACACGCACCUUCCCAGUAACUUUCCUUUCCCAUUUCCCAUUUCAGAUUUAAGCUCCAAACACUUCUCCACCUUCUUAUUCUUCUUCCCAACUCACCCUUUUGCGUAGUAGAAACUUUGAGUCUUUCUUUGAAACUUUUUAAGUCAGAGAGUCUUUGUUGAGACGAAAAACAAAAACCAUGUCAUCAUCAACAAUACGGAGAGAUCUAGAAAGUGGAGGGGCGAACAAGAACAUCAACAACAUAAGCUACAGUGCCGCUCCCACUUCCUAUGUUUACGAUCCGGAAGUUCAUUGGACAUCGUGGCUCGUGCCGCUGUUUGUGGCGGUUAACGUUGUGGUGUUCUUUGUGGUCAUGUAUGUCAACGAUUGCCCCAGGAAAAAUCUCGGCUUUGAAGGGGAUUGUGUCGCCAGGUUUCUGGGUCGCUUCUCCUUUCAGCCCCUUAGGGAAAAUCCGUUAUUUGGGCCCUCUUCAUCCACCUUAACAAAGAUGGGAGCACUUCGGUGGGAUGAUGUUGUGAAUCAUCAUCAAGCAUGGAGACUCGUCACUUGCAUUUGGUUGCAUGCUGGAGUUGUUCAUUUAGCUGCCAACAUGUUGAGUCUGGUCUUCAUUGGCAUUCGCCUUGAACAACAAUUUGGGUUUGUGAGGAUAGGAAUCAUUUACUUGUUGUCUGGAUUCGGCGGGAGUGUACUGUCUUCCUUAUUCAUUAGAAACAAUAUCUCUGUUGGUGCUUCUGGUGCUCUAUUUGGACUUCUUGGUGCAAUGCUUUCAGAACUUAUCACAAACUGGAGUAUUUAUACCAAUAAGGCAGCUGCUUUGUUCACACUUCUGUUUAUUAUUGUCAUCAAUCUUGCCAUUGGAAUGUUGCCACAUGUUGAUAACUUUGCGCAUAUUGGGGGAUUCCUCUCAGGAUUUCUCCUUGGGUUUAUUUUGCUGCUCCGUCCUCAAUUUGGGUGGUUAGAACAACAACGUCUCCAUGCUGGUGUUCACCUCAAGUCCAAAUACAAGGCUUACCAAUAUGUUCUAUGGAUUGUCUCUGCCAUUUUACUGAUUGUUGGGUUAUCUAUUGCUCUAGUGAUGCUAUUCCGGGGUGAGAGUGGAUAUGAUCACUGCCAUUGGUGUCACUAUCUAACAUGUGUUCCAACUUCUAAAUGGAAAUGCAAUGACAAUUAAACAAAAGGGCAUGAGCUAUCGUCCUCAUAUGUAUAGCUAUAGCUCUCACUUUGGGUUGUUUUGUUAUUUUAUUUUAUUUUUUUGCUAAUUCCUGUCAAAUUCAGUUAUUGGUUUGACUGUGGAUUUAUAUGUAUUAUACAUAUAUAAAGAAAUUUAUUUGUACAUGAAAUUCAUUUGUCAUUUUGCAUUCAUACUCUGCCUGAUGA
Glycine soja is the source of this 1596-nucleotide messenger RNA. RefSeq names its product RHOMBOID-like protein 2. Gene Ontology annotation, biological process: proteolysis. Gene Ontology annotation, cellular component: membrane. The transcript is spliced from 5 exons. Bases 398 to 1390 code for a protein of 330 amino acids. Gene Ontology annotation, molecular function: serine-type endopeptidase activity. The record is from RefSeq and is a predicted model, not a curated record. Lineage: Eukaryota; Viridiplantae; Streptophyta; Magnoliopsida; Fabales; Fabaceae.